Hemibagrus wyckioides is the source of this 4666-nucleotide messenger RNA. It is a transcript of the gene yy1a, whose product is annotated as YY1 transcription factor a. The record is from RefSeq and is a predicted model, not a curated record. NCBI's taxonomy places the organism in Eukaryota, Metazoa, Chordata, Actinopteri, Siluriformes, Bagridae. The coding region runs from base 106 to 1173 and encodes 355 amino acids. Gene Ontology annotation, molecular function: DNA-binding transcription factor activity, RNA polymerase II-specific; RNA polymerase II cis-regulatory region sequence-specific DNA binding. Gene Ontology annotation, biological process: regulation of transcription by RNA polymerase II. Gene Ontology annotation, cellular component: PcG protein complex; transcription regulator complex. The transcript is spliced from 5 exons.
UUGUAAGGAAGGGGGUGUUAGUAGGAGGCGACGGAGAGGCAGAGUGGAAGAGUGUAAAGCUACUCGACGGCCAGUUGGUUCCGUUUGGACGAAAAUCAAUCCAGAAUGGCGUCUGGCGAGACAUUGUACAUAGAAACGGACGGCUCAGAGAUGCCGGCGGAGAUCGUGGAGCUGCAUGAAAUCGAGGUAGAGACCAUCGAGACAACGGUGGUCGGGGGAGACGACGACGACGAACAUCAGUCCAUGAUCGCGCUGCAGCCGCUGGUCUCUGACGACCCGAAUCACAUCCACCACCAAGAGGUGAUCUUAGUCCAGACUCGGGAGGAAGUGGUGGGAUGCGACGACUCGGACCUUCAUGCAAACGACGGGUUUGAGGAACAAAUUUUGAUCCCAGUGCCUGUUCCAGUCGCGGAGGAAGAGUUCAUCGAGCAGACUCUGGUGACUGUGUCUGGGAAAAACACGGGGCGCCUGAAGAAAGGAAGCGGCAAGAAAGUGGUUAAAAAAGGCUUUUUGGGCGCUACAGAGGCGAGCGGACGGAAAUGGGAACAGAAGCAAGUACAGAUAAAAACGCUCGAAGGGGAAUUUUCUGUUACUAUGUGGGCAUCGGAUGAUAAGAAGGAUAUUGAUCACGAGACAGUAGUGGAGGAGCAGAUCAUCGGGGAGAACUCCCCUCCGGACUACUCCGAGUACAUGACGGGCAAGAAGCUGCCACCUGGUGGAAUCCCGGGCAUUGACUUAUCCGACCCUAAACAGCUGGCAGAGUUUGCUAGGAUGAAACCACGAAAAGUCAAGGAAGAUGAUUCACCAAGAACAAUAGCCUGCCCCCACAAAGGUUGCUCAAAAAUGUUUCGAGACAACUCUGCAAUGAGGAAGCAUUUGCACACACAUGGACCACGUGUCCACGUGUGCGCUGAAUGCGGGAAAGCAUUUGUCGAAAGUUCCAAGCUCAAACGGCAUCAGUUGGUUCAUACUGGCGAAAAGCCUUUCCAGUGCACAUUUGAGGGCUGUGGAAAGCGUUUCUCUCUGGACUUCAACUUGCGCACACAUGUGCGUAUUCACACUGGAGACAGACCCUACGUGUGCCCGUUUGACGGCUGCAAUAAGAAAUUUGCUCAGUCUACCAAUCUAAAGUCUCACAUUUUGACACACGCUAAAGCUAAGAACAACCAGUGAGCGGACUAUCUGAAGAGACAUUUCAAUAAGGACAGCAGCAUUCAACGCUUUAAAACACCCUUUGUGUGUUGUUUGUAGACGAUUUUUUUGUAAGACAGAGUAUCUACUGAUGUUUUAUCAGAAUUGAGUAUUUAACUGAUGAACUGACACCCAACUAGCCCUUAGGACAAUUCUUAUGGUACAAACUGGACUGAAAAUAUCUUUACUACCAGAAAGUGUCUUCUUUUGAAGACGUGCGUUUCUGGACCUUCAUCCAUAACCCUGAGAUAUUCUUUCUCCAGAGCCCAAAGAGUCUAAUCUUUCCCUCUGUGUAUGUUACCUGUCCACAAAGAGACACAACUGCUUUUUAGUUGUCUUCUAAGUGUGCAUAUUGUACACUUUGUAGACGUUAGUUUUGUCUUGAAAUGUUUUUUUUUUCCACCCCCUAAAAUUUGAUAUAUGUGAAUGCUCUUCUUCAAAAAGAAGGAGAUACUAUUAAAUUUUUUUUUUCCAGUCAUGAGGUAUCCUCCAGUGGUAUCUCAUUUUGUAUAACUGUUCUGUAAAAAUAUUUUGAGAAUUAUGUAGAUAAUAGAGAUGUUAGAUUUCUGUUUAUCCUAUUAAAGGAAUUUUAUUCAAUUUAAAACAGUGCUGAUAAAAUAGUGCUACAGAACUACAUUUCUUUACGUUGAACAAAUUAGUGUGAAUCCUCCAUUACUGUUAUUAGGAUGUACUAUUACUAAAAUGGUAAAAUCCUUUAGAUGUUAAAAUGGUUUGUGUUUGUAUAGACUUUCUGUCCAUUUUCUUAGGAACACUCAAACCUUUAUACAGUUUAUUUAAUUAUCCAGUUAUGUGGCAGCAGCACAGUUCAUAAAAUCAUGCAGAAAAAGUCCAAGAGCCUCAGUUAUUUAUUUAUUUUUUUUUUACAUUAAACAUCAGAAUAAAAAAAAAAGUGACUUAUGGUUGCUGGUUCUAGACGGCCUGGUUUGAUUAUUUAGUUAACUGAUAAUUUUCACGUACAACAGUCUCUAGAGUUUACAGAGUGAGUGACAGUUCUGUGAGUGGAGAUGCCUUGUUGAUAAGAGAGGUCAGAGGAAAAUGCCCAGCUUGGUUCAUGCUGCCAGGAAGGACUUGGUAACUCUUUACAGUCACUCUUUACAGCGGUGGUGAGCAGAAAAGCACCUCAGCAUGUUUAACCAUACUGGACAGUUUUCUUUUUCCAGUCUUCAGUUAUCUAGUGUGGGUGAGCUUGUGCUAUUGAGAGCAUUGUGCUCGGCUAACAGGAGUGAAACUUCAUGUGGUCUUCAGCUGUUGUAGCUCUUCCACCACGAAGUUGUUUUGUGUGUGCUGAGAAGCUUUUCCGCUCACCAUGUUUGCAAAGAGUGAUUAAUCGAGUUACUAUAGACUUCCUGUCAGCUCAUAUUCUCCUUAGAUCAAAAUGUUUGUUUCAGCCUGCAGACCUUCUACACACAGGAAGUCUUUCUGUUUUUACACUAUUCUAUAUAAAAUCUAGACUGUUCUGACUCUUAGAUCAGCAGUUUCUGAUAUACUCAUCUGGCUCCAACGACCAUGCCAUGAUCAAAGUCAGUGGGAUCACAUCUUAUCACCAUUGUGAUGUUUGAACUGAAAAUUAACUGAAGCUCUUGACCAGUAUCUGCAUGCUUUUAUGUAUUGCACGGCUGCCACAUGAUUGGCUGAUUAAAUAACGGCAUGAAUAUAUGUCUGUUCCUAAUCAAGUCGAUGUACAUGCGCACACACACACGCAAGCCAAACAUUAUAACCAAUCUCAGCUGAUAACACCUGCUGAUAACAGCUCAUGUCAAGGUCUGGGAUAUUUUAGAAGGUAAGCAAGCAGUCAGUUCACAUGUCAACAUGUUUGAUGUGGGAGAAAUGGGGAGGCGUGAAGACUUGAGCGACAUUUACAAAGGCCAGAUUGGGUUGGAGCAUCUCCACAACGGCAAGACUUGUGGCAUGCUCAUGGUCAGCAGUGGUGAGUACACAGUGGUUAUGCAUAUUUUCUUCAUUAAUGCACAUAAUUCGGAUUAUUGCAGCUUGGUAAAUGGUUGAGUUAAAUCUUGUUGGAGAAUGGAAAUCAAUUACUUAACUGAUAAAUUAGGAUGAAAGCUUAAUUUCUGCUUAUUAGAGAACGCCAUUGUGAAUUAAUUUCUUCAAAAUUCCCAGACCCUAUCCAUGGCUUGUAUGGACUAGAGUAAUGCAAAAAAAAUAAUUUACCAGAUUUUCAGAUCUUGUAUUAAGGUGAUAGCUCAGUGGAUAAUUGGAAUACUGAUUGAAAGAUCAUGAGUUCACAUCACGCCACUGCUGGGGCCUUAAGCAAGGCUCUUAACCCUCAAAUGCGCAUUUGAAUGAAUUGAAUAAAUAUAAGUAGCUCUAGAUAUGGGCUUCUGACAAAUUAUAUAAACGUAUAAUGAAAUAAAUGUAUUACACCAAAAUAUAGGAAGCAUAUGAGGAACGGUUUCAAAAAUUUUAUUGAAUUUCCAUCAAUCAUUAAACAUUGCUCAUUAAAUGACACAAUCAUGUUUCCUGCAUUAACAGACCUGGCUUAACAACAACAUCUGUAUUUCUAAAACAAAAUUCAUGACCACAAACAAAUUUCAGCAAUAAUACAUAUAUUUAAAAAAAAAAAACCAAUACACACAAAUGUGGUGCUCUAGGCUGUAUGCUGUCAUUAAUGAUGGGUUUAUAUUGCAUUUGACCUUGAUUAAUGCCAAAGUGUUUCUGUAUAAGAGUCAGUUAUACAUCCAGUUCUUAUCUUUGUAGCACAACUUAUAGCAAAAAAAAAAAAAAGGUGUUUUUUUCCCCACCAGUAUCAAAUACUUUUACCGAUACCAAGAACCCGGCUCUCAGUUUCACUGUAUAAAUUGUUUAGUGCAAUCUGCCUGAAAAUUGUAUUAUACGAGUCAAAGGGCCUGAGAGGUUUUAAGGCCACAUUUAAAAAAAAAAAAAAAAAAAACCCACUAUAUACAGACCUCCAGUGUGGUAUAUUUCUAUGAAUAUAACAGCAGGGAACAGUGGAUUUUGUGGCUUAGUCAUCUGUAAAUCAUAAGUAAAGCAAGUCUUUAAACAUUAGUGCUUGUGUUUCUAAGCAUUAGUCCUGAGCUUUUUACUGCUAACACUACCUUUAAAAAAAGCUACUGCAAGAGGGGAAGGUAUGUGGUGUUUUUCUAUUUUAACAAUCAAAAGAUAUACACCAUGACAAGAUGCAUUGGCUUAGUAAUAAAAUGUCAAUAAACUGUAGUUAGAACAUUAUGCCUUACAAAAAUCAUACUGUGACAUUCAGCUUUUGUAUAGAUUAUCCUCAAGGUCAUGGCAAACUGAAGGGAAGUUUUUCUUUCAAACCUUUUUGCUUUUCUGAGGCUUUAGUCCAUCAGGGCAGCAAGUAAAGCAGGGUAGUUUGGGGUUCCCCAUCCAGUCACUGGAUCCCAUGAAGAAGCAGCACAGAAACCUUGACCUUCUACCUUAUCAUCCAAACAACCCAAGUGACAUCCCUCUGUUACCU